Auxenochlorella protothecoides is the source of this 408-nucleotide messenger RNA. RefSeq lists its product as hypothetical. The transcript has 5 exons. Lineage: Eukaryota; Viridiplantae; Chlorophyta; Trebouxiophyceae; Chlorellales; Chlorellaceae. Bases 1 to 408 code for a protein of 135 amino acids. The record is from RefSeq and is a predicted model, not a curated record. Gene Ontology annotation, cellular component: chloroplast inner membrane; chloroplast thylakoid membrane.
AUGCAGACCCUAAGUGCCCGCCCCUCCACCGGGCUGAGCUUCCGCAAGCAGUCCCACGUCUUCGGCGCUAGGCCCGCCGCGCUCUCCAGGCCCGCACCCGCCCCCCGAAGGUCCCAUAUUGUCUCAAGAGCUGAGAGGGACGGUGCCGGCGGCUUCUGGUCUGGCGUUUUCGUAGGGGGCGCAGUCUUUGGGGCUCUGGGCUACGUUUUUGCACCCCAGAUCUCCAAGGCGCUGCUGGGAGAAGACCAGAAGCUGCGCCUGCCACGUUUCCUGGAGGAGCAGGAUGUGGACCCAGAGACCUCCAAGCAGAACCUGGCAGACCAGAUUGCGCAGCUCAACUCGACCAUCGACACCAUCCAGCAGUCCCUGAACACUACUACCCUCGAGAAGGAAGAGAUCCCCGCCUGA